GAUAUCCCAGAAGUCAAAGCUUAUUUAACAUGGCGGCGUCCAUAUCUAAGACAUGUAUUUUUAAUUUUUCAUUUCGUCGGGCGUUCUUGCGGUCAUUGAGACUGCGUUCUUGUUAUCAUUUCAGUACUUCUGUCUGUGUUGCAUCAAACAGUAAAGAUUUGCUCUUACAGUUGGGGAAACGUGGCAUUGUGAAGGGUGCUUUCCCAGAAGAAAGCGCAUAUGACCAGCUACCGAUUCUUCUGCAAUCUGCUCCACAGACUGUGUACUGUGGAUUCGACCCCACAAGUGAUAGCUUACAUGUAGGCAACCUGCUGCCUCUCAUUGCAUUGCUACAUUUCCAAAGGGCUGGUCAUAAUGUUAUUGCUUUGAUUGGUGGUGCAACAGCUCAGAUUGGCGACCCCAGUGGGAAAACUAAAGAACGUGAAGCACUAGCUCAAGACACGAUCAGUACAAAUGUAACAGGACUUCGAGAUAGCCUACAGAGAGUUUUCACAAACCAUAAUUUGUAUUAUAGCAGCGGACAAAAACUGGGAACUAUAAAUGUACUGAACAAUUUGUCUUGGUAUAAACAGAGAAAUGUAGUGGAGUUUGUGUCCACUGUUGGGAGACACUUCCGAAUGGGCACAAUGCUUAGUCGACACAGCGUCCAGUCGAGGCUGAAGAGUCCUGAGGGCAUGAGUUUAACAGAAUUUAGUUACCAAAUGUUUCAGUCUUAUGAUUUUUAUUACUUGAAUCAACACUAUGAUUGUAGAAUACAGCUUGGAGGGACGGACCAGCUGGGUAACCUGAUGUCCGGCCACGAUCUAAUUCACAAGGUGACAGGAGAGCAUGUAUUUGGAAUCACAGUUCCACUUAUCACCACCAUGGCAGGAGAUAAACUGGGCAAGUCAGCAGGAAAUGCUGUAUGGCUGAACAGAGAUAAGACAUCACCUUUUGAAUUGUACCAGUACUUUAUUCGACAGGAAGAUGCAAGUGUGGAGAGGCUACUUAAACUUUUAACAUUUUUGCCUAUUUCUGAAAUUGAGCACAUUAUGGAGAUCCACUGGAAGGAGCCUGAAAAGCGUAUAGCACAAAAGCGACUGGCUGCAGAAGUGACCAAACUUACUCAUGGAAAAGAUGGCCUAGAAACUGCUAAAAGGUGUACACAUGCAUUUUAUCACAGCAGUGUGAAAGCCCUGGAGGAAAUGUCAGAAGAGGAGCUGCAGGAACUUUUCAGAGAAGCUCCUUUCUGUGAGUUGCUACUUGAAUCUGGGACUACCAUAUUGGAUAUGUGUCGUAAAGCCAAAGCCAUUCCAGAUGGACCAAAGGGGUACCAAAUGAUUGCUGAUGGUGGUGUCUGGAUAAAUCAGAGCCAAGUAAAUAACCCAGAGCAGGUCUUGGUAGUGGGACAACACAUCCUCAGAAAUGACCUGUCACUUCUCCGGAUUGGGAAAAAGAAUUUCUACAUUGUAAAAUGGCUUCACAUAUAAGCUUUUUUUUUUACAUGUUUGGGCUUAUCCAGUUGGGUUAUGUGGUGCAUAACACAUCAAUCAACUUCUGAGCAAAGAACAUUCCAGGUUUGCAGAAUCCAUGUACAAAAUAAAAGCAAUAAAUGUUUGUAGUUAAAGCAA
Molecule: messenger RNA, 1610 nt
Organism: Protopterus annectens (West African lungfish)
Lineage: Eukaryota; Metazoa; Chordata; Ceratodontiformes; Protopteridae
Gene: YARS2
Product: tyrosyl-tRNA synthetase 2
Exons: 5
Coding region: 30-1469 (479 amino acids)
Biological process (GO): tyrosyl-tRNA aminoacylation
Cellular component (GO): mitochondrion; cytosol
Molecular function (GO): tyrosine-tRNA ligase activity; RNA binding; ATP binding
Source: RefSeq, a predicted model, not a curated record